AUAAAAGAACAAUUUACUCAAAUUAGUCUAUCAACAUUGAAAUUAGAUUUGAAAAAUAAAGCAUAUUAAACAAUUAAAAAUUAAGUUGUGUGUUAAAAUUUAUUGUUUUCAUUGUAAAAGAAUAUAUCAUAUUUGUUAAGCAGUAGUAUAACUUAUCCGCGUACACAAUAUAGUCUUGAUAACUAAAAAAAACAAAAAACAUGAAUAAAUCAACAACAUCAAUAACAAAUAAAACAGAAAAUUUUCUUGCUCAAUUUAAAGACAACAAUUCGAAUUCAUUGAAACAUUUCACUGCUGCACAAUUUGUUGAAGUAUGGAAUCAUUAUGAUACUGAUGGUAAUGGUUACAUUGAAGGUUCAGAAUUGGAUAAUUUUUUACGUGAAUUCAUUUACAGUGUCUUUUCUGAAGAAUUAGGCAAUGAAACUAUACCUAAUGAUGAAUUGGAAUUGAUGAAAAAAGAAUUUAUGGAAGCAUUUGAUGAAAAUUCUGAUAAUCGAAUUGAGCUUACUGAAAUGGCUAAAAUUUUACCGACGGAAGAAAAUUUCAUCCUGUUAUUUCAUCGAGACAAUCCUUUGGAUUCAAGUGUUGAAUUUAUGAGAGUAUGGAAACGUUUUGAUAAAGAUAGAAGUGGAUAUAUUGAAGCGGAUGAAUUGAAAACAUUUCUUCUACAUUUACUUAAAGAAGCAAAACCUGAAACUAAUAUUGAAGAAGGAAAAUUAAUUGAAUAUACAUCAUCUAUUCUUCAAUUAUUCGAUCAAAACAAAGAUGGUAAACUGCAACUCAGUGAGAUGGCAAGAUUACUUCCUGUGAAAGAGAACUAUUUGUGUAGACCAAUUUUUAAGAAUGCUUCAAAAAUCACAUCUGCUGAUAUUGAUCGAGCGUUUUCACUUUAUGAUCUGGAUGCCAAUGGUACAAUAGAAGAUGAAGAAUUGUCAGGAUUUCUUAAAGAUUUAUUAGAACUAGCUCAAGAAGAUUACGAUGAAGCUGAUUUGGAAUUUUUCAAAAAAGUCAUCUUAAAUCAAUGGGAUGUAAAUUGUGACGGGAAAAUUAAUCGUGAUGAAUUGAAAAUGAUGCUUAUGCAACAGUCACGUCUGUUAGGUGAUAGACUAUGAAAAUUUAUUGAUUUUUUUUUUUAUUUACGAAUUACCAUUAUUCUCAAGUGUUCAUAUAUUUUACAAGAUGUUCAAUAUUAUUAUUAUAAAAAAAACAAAUUGAAAGUACAGACCAAGAAGAGAACGAAUUUCUACCUCGAUUAUGGCGCUGCUUUAUAUUUCAUAUUCUUUUCAUUCAUUAACUAACUUAAGUUUAUCUUUUUUCCGAAUUUUUUUCUCUUUUUUAUUUUGGCUCUAACUAUCGAUCAAUUGAUCUUAACUUGACAUAUAUAAUUUACUCAUCAAUACAUGAGUUUGACAUUUUUAUGCAAUAAAAUUUACUUCAUAUUAAUGUGCAUAAGUGCUUGUGCUUCUGCCUGGAAAGUCAUUUGUAUUCAUAACUAUUAUUCAUAUAAUGGCAUAUAUUGGCACUAGUUUGUCUCAUUUUAUUCUAUUCAUCGUUCAUUAUUAUUCGACAAAAUGUAUUUUUGAUCAUUUUAUCAUGACAAAAAUCAUAAUGAAUUUUUAUGUCUUUAGUUAAUCAACUUAUAAAUGGAUGGAUGCUAUCAUUCAU
Molecule: messenger RNA, 1665 nt
Organism: Schistosoma turkestanicum
Lineage: Eukaryota; Metazoa; Platyhelminthes; Trematoda; Strigeidida; Schistosomatidae
Source: the annotation of a GenBank genome assembly